Molecule: messenger RNA, 1708 nt
Organism: Mustela erminea (ermine)
Lineage: Eukaryota; Metazoa; Chordata; Mammalia; Carnivora; Mustelidae
Gene: NHLH1
Product: nescient helix-loop-helix 1
Exons: 2
Coding region: 448-849 (133 amino acids)
Biological process (GO): regulation of transcription by RNA polymerase II
Molecular function (GO): protein dimerization activity; RNA polymerase II cis-regulatory region sequence-specific DNA binding; DNA-binding transcription factor activity, RNA polymerase II-specific
Source: RefSeq, a predicted model, not a curated record
GUGAGUGUGUGUGUAUAUGUGUGUGCGUGUGUGCCACUGGCCUCAGCACCUGGCCAAGCCCACCCUCUCCACCUGGGCCCUCCAUCCUCGCCAUGUGUACCCCUCUCAUCUGCCCUGGAGCCUGCGCAGCCACGCCACAAGGCUGCCCCCGAGAGCUCUAGAGAGCUGGUCACUAACUUUGCAGACGGAUGAGCUCUGAGCAGCCAGAGGAGACCGGGGCUGUAAGCGCUGCCCCCAUCCUGCCGGCCGUGGAUCCCCUCACAGGGUCUUCCUAGGCUCGGGACUGGAACCCUGACCAUGGGACCUUGAAGUGGCUCCGACCUCCUCAGCUCAGUGGCAGACCCCGCUCCCCCAGGCCCUUCCUGCCCCUCCCACCACCAGCUUGCGGGCUCCCAGAGGGAGGGGUGGGGAGGGGACCGCGAUCUCACGGGGCAGGGGGCUUCCAUCAUGAUGCUCAACUCAGACACGGUGGAGCUGGACCUGCCUCCCUCCCACUCAGAGACCGAGUCAGGCUUCAGCGACUGCGGGGGCGGGGCGGGCCCCGACGGGGCUGGGCCUGGGGUUCCAGGAGGGGGCCAGGCCCGGGGCCUGGAGCCGGGAGAGCCCGGCCGGAAAGACCUGCAGCACCUGAGCCGGGAGGAGCGGCGGCGCCGGCGCCGGGCCACAGCCAAGUACCGCACGGCCCACGCCACGCGGGAACGGAUUCGAGUGGAAGCCUUCAACCUGGCCUUCGCGGAGCUGCGCAAGCUGCUGCCCACGCUGCCCCCCGACAAGAAGCUGUCCAAGAUCGAGAUCCUGCGCCUGGCCAUCUGCUACAUCUCCUACCUGAACCACGUGCUGGACGUCUGACGGGGCCUGCCUCCAGCCUCGCAGGGGUGGGGGUGUCCCCCGGCCCCUCCUCCCCCUGCAUCCCAGCAAGGCAUGGAGUCCCACAAGCCCCAGGCAGGGUGACCCUGCUCCCCCAACCCUUCAUCUCCCCCACAGAUGCCCCCCCCCACCGGUGGCUAACAAAAGCCUGACCUCCUCUUUCCGACCCCUGGGUGGGGGCCCCUCCCCCACGGAGGGCGAUUCUCCCGCACCUCCGGGGCGUUUGUGGUUGGGGCCCAGCUGUUCAGAAAUAUUUGCCUGGAUGGUCCGUGUAGGGUUCUUGCUGGGGUUCCUAAGCCGUCUCCCUAGCUCUCUCAAGGUCUGCUGCCUGUUCUAACCCCAGGACCAAAUUUCCAGAGACCCCAGACUCUGUCUGUCUCGUCUCCCAUCCUCUUUCUCCUGCCCCUGGGAGGGAGGGUCAUAGGCAAGGGAAGGGGGAAGGCUGGGCUCCAAGUACAAAGGGGGCUUCUUCUCAGACAUCUCUGCCUGGCCCUGUUGGCCAGAGGGACAGGCCCGGGGCAGCUGGGGGUCUCCUGAGAGGGCUCCUGCCAGGGGAGUCUCAGAGCGGGAAAUUAGGGGAAAAACUGUGCCCGUUUUCUCUCUUGUUCCUGAGGCUCAGCGCAGACAGACCUCAGAUCUUACUUGGUAGUGAGUGCCUUGCCCUCUCUGAGCUCCCUGCCUGCUCCCACCCAGCCUCCCGAUUUUCUCCCUUCCUGUGUGCAGCUGGAGAGGGGGAAACCUAGAUCCUGGAGGAGGGGAUGAUGGCCCCAGACUCAGCGCAGAGACUCAGCAGAGGGCCCAGGCAGCGGGUGGGCCAGAUCUCACAUCUGCUCUCUCCAUC